GGGGGCUUUGGGCUCGAGCUCCCUUAAACGCCAGGGACAGGGAGACGUCGUUUGGGAACGGGCAGUGCGUCGAGAUUGAAUUGUAUUUUUCCAGCUUUUCCUCCGCCCGGGAGGGUGGAGGCGGGGAAUACCGGAUGGUGUACUCCGGGAGCCAUGUUGGUUUCCGUUGGGCUGAAAGUUGAGGAACAAGUUUAAACCGGGGCGCGAGAGGAGAGCGCGAGACGCCCCUCCCUGCGCGGGGGACUGCACUGCCCUGCUCCGCUCCGGAGGGAUCCGCCUGCUCGUUCGACCGUCCGCAAUGUGCCGCAGCUGAGAGGCGACAGGCCGGAGAGUCGACAAUGAUUUCCAACCAGCAGAGCAGCAACCGGCCCCGGGCCAACAACGUCGGCUCGAUCCUACUGACCCCGCAGGAGAACGAAGCACUCUUCAGCUGCCUCGGGAGAAAAUGCCUGACAUUAUCAUCAGCCGUUGUUCAAGUAUUUGCUGCAGAGCGCAGUUCACAUUGGACAAAAAAGUGCUGUGGAGUCGCCUGCCUUAUCAAAGACAAUCCUCAAAGGUCUUACUUUAUCCGUGUUUAUGAUAUAAAGGAUGGGAGAUUAAUGUGGGAGCAAGAAAUGUACAACAAUUUUGUUUACAAUCCAUCUCGAUCAUACUUCCAUACUUUUAUUGGUGAUGCAAGUCAAAUAGGACUUAAUUUUGCAAGUGAAGAAGAAGCAAAAAGAUUCAAGUUUGCAGUCAGUGACAUAAUUGGAAGACGCCAAAGAAGAACUGAGAAAAGGCGAGAGCCACCACCGUUAAAUGGACCGUCUCUUCCUAUGGCUACCGUUGACAUUAAGAAUCCAGAAAUUACCAAUGUUCGAUACAAUGCACAAGUUAAUAAUUUUGUAUAUGCCAAAGAUAAGAAGAAAGUCAAAGGUAAAAAGAAGAAAUUGACUAAGGCGGAUAUUGGCACACCAAGUAACUUCCAGCAUAUAGGACAUGUUGGCUGGGACCCAAAUACAGGUUUUGAUCUAAAUAAUCUGGACCCUGAAUUAAAGCAUCUAUUUGACAUGUGUGGAAUUUCUGAGUCGCAGUUGAAGGACAAAGAAACAUCAAAGAUCAUUUAUGAUUUUAUAGAGAAAAAAGGAGGAGUUGAAGCUGUGAAGAAUGAGUUACGUAGACAGGCUCCUCCACCUCCUCCACCUCCACCUUCCAGAGGAGGACCACCACCACCCCCACCUCCACAUAGUUCAGGACCCCCUCCUCCUCCUCCAGUUCGUGGGCGAGGUGCGCCACCACCUCCACCCCCAUCACGGGCCCCAUCAGCGGCUCCUUCAGCAGCUCCCCCACCCCCUCCACCUUCCAGACCAGGAGUAGGAGCUCCACCCCCACCACCAAGUAGGUUAUAUCCUCCCCCUCCUCCUCCACCAGUGCCAUCAGGCCCCCCACCACCACCACCUCCAGCACAUCCUGUUCCUGGAGGUCCGGGAGCUGCUGGACCCCCACCGCCACCACCACCACCCCCACCUGGUCCGCCACCACCUGGCCCCCCUCCACUUCCUGCUGCAGUCGCUGAAAAUGAUUCUUUCCCUUCACCUACUGGCAACAAAUCAGCUCUGCUGGAUCAAAUCCGUGAAGGCACUCAGUUGAAGAAAGUUGAACAAAGCAAUCGGCCAGUGUCUUCCUCAGGAAGGGAUGCACUAUUAGACCAGAUACGGCAGGGUAUACAGCUCAAGACCGUAAACGACCAAGAUUCUUCUUCUCCUUCAACACCUACGCCAACAGCAGGAAUUGUAGGAGCACUGAUGGAAGUGAUGCAGAAAAGGAGUAAAGCCAUUCACUCUUCAGAUGAAGAUGAGGAUGAAGAUGAAGAAGAAGAUUUUGAUGAUGAUGAUGAAUGGGAAGAUUAGAUUUUCUUGCCAAGAUUGUAAACCUUUCUAUCUUUCUGAAUCUUGUAAAAUUGUCCUGUAAAUGUUCUGCAUAUUUUGCUGUAUAUUUUUGUUGCCUUUGCUCUUUUCAUAAUCUGUGCAAUACCUCAUUUAAUACUUACCUUGACAAAGCAUUGUGGAUAAAGAUAUUCGCUAUGCAAAGUAUUUGUUGGGAAAUAUAAACAACUACAUAUGAAUGUGUUCAUUCCAACAACAACAGAAAUUGUGGUUGAGUAGGAGCAAAGUUGACAGAACUUUAAUUAUACUUGUUAAAAGCCAGAAUAGCAACACUAUUUUUUCAAAACCAUGCAAUUUCUGUACCUAAGAUGAAGCAUCUCUUAUUAAAGCUUCGCAUAGCACUAUAAUUUUUUAAAAUACAACGCUUCUAUUCGAUUCCUUCAGUACUUCAUCGUGCUGAAGCUCCUAGAGUUUUGCACCCUUCUAAUGUAAUUUGUCACAUGAAUGCACAGCUUACAGGCAGCUCAUUUGUGUCUUACUGUUUAGCAAUACUGCCUGGGUGAUUCAAAGAUGCACAGCAACUUAGGAGUGUUUUAUACUGUAUGCAGCAAUACUGUCUAUCAUGACUAUUUUUAGUUGAAAUCCCCUUAUCUGUUACUUUAUCAAAUAUUUAUGCUUCUGGCUUAUUCCAUGCUGUUGGAAGUUAAGUCAAGCUUUUUGAAUAGGAAUUCAGGUCCUCUUGUGAAAUUUCUAAUUGCAAUCAGGGGACACAGAUUUUUAACCCUUGAAGUGACAGCAUUUCUUCUAAUCAUAGUGUUUAUUUGGCUGUGUUAAGGGUUAAUGAAAAAUAACCUAAUAUUCAGUUUUUUGGAGGUGAAGGCUGUGAUUAGGAAUUUGCAUUUAAUGUAUUCAUAAAGGGCUGUGCUUAAUGCUUGUUAAACUGCAAUUUGGGAAAUAUUGGAAGUGAACAGGUAAUAAUGAAUAUUGACAUCAUUAUCUUUACGGUCCUUUUGACGUCUUUGGAUCAGAAUCAAAGAGCAAACUCUUAAUACAGAUUGCGAUUAUGAAGUGGAACUUUUAACGGAAAAAUAUAUAAAUAAAUGUUUAAGAUCACUGAAAACUAUCCUUUCUGGCUUUCAAAAUUUAUUAUGAGGAUGCAGAUGCAUUAUUGAUCACUGAUCUUAUUGCCUUUUAUCCAGCUGCAAUACCCUUAUUAGCUACCACCAUAAAUCACUCCUCUCCUUUCAAUCUGUAAUCUCCAGUCCAAGGCUUUUAUGGAUGGUAAUGAGUUUAUUCUGUCCUGAUUUUUUUUGAACUGGUUUGUGUUUAGGAUCUGUGAUUAUUCACCGUACUAGUGUGAAGCAUUAUGGCUGUCUUGGCUCAAUUUCGGAAACCAGAAUAAUUUCCUCGCUGUUGCAUAAUGCACUCCACUUGUAAGAUUGUUACUGUUUUCUAAAACCUUGAAGAAUUUUUCUCUUGCGCAGUUUUUGUUUUUUGCCUCAUUUCCUAAGUGUAAGUGAGAUUAAGGAAUGAUCAUAAAGCCUCAAGUUUAAACAUCUAUAUCACUCUUCAUUUUCAAAAAGUGUUAACUGUUGCAAGAAAAUUACAAGUUCUGUAAAGUCUGAGAAGCAUCCUAUGUUCCACUAAAGGAGAAAACAACUGACCCAUUGUAGUUGAUGGCAUUUUACUAAUCAUUAAGUGGUAUAGAAUCUAUUUGCAGUUAUAAUACAUCACAAUGAUACUUCAAUCAGUUUUCAGGUGACCAGAUUUUUACCAUUGCUUCUUUUUCCAAGUAUUGUAUGGCAUAAAAUAGGCACAUUCGCACAUUUGGUUCGUACUGUAGAUAACUGCAAAUUGUAAGAAUACUGGUACUGCUAGCAUGUAAAGAUUAAAAAUGCUUUAACACUUGGUUGGAUAGGGAGGUCGGGGGGUGGGGAAGCAAUCACAGGCAGGUGGGGAUGUAGGGAAGUGGAGCUGAAGCCACAGAUCGGGCAUGGUUUUAAUGAAUGGCACAGCAGGCUUGAAGGUCUGUGUGGCUUAUUCCUCCUGAUUUUAGAAGUAUGAUUUACUGAUGUUGGAUAUGAUCAUUGUUCUGACAUGUCGACAACACAGUUCCCAGCAAGUUUUAAGUUAAUAAAUACUGAGAUUUGAUUUGA
Messenger RNA from Stegostoma tigrinum, 4021 nucleotides. Its product is annotated as actin nucleation-promoting factor WASL. Gene Ontology annotation, cellular component: endoplasmic reticulum membrane; nucleus; cytoplasm. The record is from RefSeq and is a predicted model, not a curated record. Bases 339 to 1889 code for a protein of 516 amino acids. Gene Ontology annotation, biological process: actin filament organization. NCBI's taxonomy places the organism in Eukaryota, Metazoa, Chordata, Chondrichthyes, Orectolobiformes, Stegostomatidae. Gene Ontology annotation, molecular function: microtubule binding; actin binding. The transcript is spliced from 11 exons.